AUUUUAUGUUAAAUUAAGACGACUUCGUAACUCUCUUAAUAUUUUGAUUCAAAUAUUUCUGGAGUACACUUGAAUGAUUCGGGGAGUCAAUAUCAUAAGGUGGUUGCAAUGCCAAAAAUUCAUUGUUUUUGACAUGGAGAACUUUGCAUAAUCAUGAACAAAAACAUACAACAGAGUUCCCACACCGUCUCCUGAUUAACCUGUUAACCCGUCGCUGUUUUGUGUGCUAUUUUAGAGCUAUCAUUGUAGCUAUAUAGUUUUAUAUUCAUGUCAACAGAAAAAGACGAAUCAUCAGAAUCGAAUUAGCAAGACGUAGUCGUAGACGACAGUUAUUGGGACAAACAACUUAAUUUCAAUUCCAUAUUAUUCGCUCGCACAAUGGCGUUUAUAAAGAAGACUACGUGUUGUUGUGUUAUAUAUCUUGUUCUGUGCGCUGUGUUUUCACAAGUAGAAGGGACUAAGUGCUAUUUGGGACAUUUCUGUUUUCAUGAAUCAUUGCAUUGCUGCUUAAAAGGAAAUGUGUGUCGGCCCAAUUGCAUUGGCAAGCCUUGUACUUCCGCUAGCCGCCACUGCGCGCCAGGCGAAUAUUGUUGUCAUGAAAAAUGUGCCUCGAAUUGUUCGUCCUGUUCCUCUGAUAACCACUGCCCAUCAGGCGAAUAUUGUUGUGGUCUUGCCGAAAGUUCCAGCGGCAAAUGUGCUAGGUCUUGUCUUGGACAAUCGUGUAAAAGUGAUUCCCAUUGUGGACUGGUCGGAACCUGUUGUGAUCGUGGUAAAAAUCCUAUUGGCAAGUGUUCUGCAAUUUGUAUUGGAAAAUCGUGUAAAAAGGAUUCCCACUGUGUAAGUAAAUAUGAUGAACAGUGUUGUAAUGGAACUUGUGCCGUAAAUUGUAAUGGUGAAUCGUGUUCCUACCCUUUUCACUGCGCAUUUUAUAUGGGUGAGUAUUGUUGUGAUCGUGGUCAAAGUUAUUAUGGCAAAUGUGCUAGAUCUUGUGUUGGAGAAUCGUGUAGAUCUGAUUCCCACUGCGGAUCAAGUGAAUAUUGUUGUCCUAAUGGAACGUGUGCCUCAAAUUGUAUUGGCGAACGUUGUUCCCGCCAAAGCAACUGCGCACCAGGAGAAUCCUGUUGUGGUCUUGGCGUAAGUCGUAUUGGCAAAUGUGAUAGAUCCUGUAUUGGACAAUUUUGUGAAAAGGAUUCCCACUGCGCAUCAGGUGAAUAUUGUUGUGAUCGUGGUCAAAGUCGUUUUGGCGAAUGUGCUAGAUCUUGUAUUGGAAAAUCGUGUAAAAAGGAUUCCCACUGUGGAUCAGAUGAAUAUUGUUGUGGAUCUAACGGAACAUGUGCUUCAAAAUGUACUGGAGAAUUCUGUUCCUCUGAUAGACACUGCCCAUCAGGUGAAAUCUGUUGUGGCCCUGGGCAAGACCCUAUUGGCACAUGUGCUAGAUCUUGUAUUGGAAAAUCAUGUAAAUAUGAUUCCCAAUGCCGAUCAUCAGGUGUAUAUUGUUGUUCUAAUGGAACGUGUGCCUUGAAUUGUAUUGGAGAAUCUUGUUCCUAUAAUGGCGACUGCGCAUCAGGUGAAUAUUGUCGCGAUGGUUAUCGAGAUGAUGGUGAAUGUACAAAACGGUGUAAAUCAGAUAACGAUUGUGAUUCCACUGGACAAUGUUGUUUUGGUUAUCGUUGUGACGAUUGCAAAGAUCGACGUACUUGGCUUUAUGCAAUCUAUGUACUUGUGCCUUUUAUUUUUUUUGUCUUAAUACUUGGAUUUGUCAAGUUUUCCUGCCGUCGUAAAGCCAGGUCGGCAGCAGCAGCCUGGAGUCGUCAUGCUCAUGAAAGAGAAAGACAGCCUGCACCCACAAGAACUACAGUCGUUGAAAGUCAAGAGGAAGACGAGGAAGAAGAAGAGCAACAACAUACACCCCACGAACAGCCAUUGCAUUUCCAAAACCUGGGACCCUUCCCCAAUCAACCCCCACCGUACACUAAUCACCCCCCUCCUCCAUACCCCAAUCAACCCCCACCCGAUCAACCUCCACCAGCAUACUCAUGGCUCCCCUUAACCCCAUGUCAACCUCAAGGCAGAAUAUCCCCACCACCAUACCACAGCCAAAACCUUUCACCAGGACCAAGUGAUCCUCCAAUUGAAACGACACCACACGUUAUAUUCAGAGACAGGGACAAUGUUGACACACAUUUCUAGGAGUUUUACUCUUGUUGUUUAUUUCGACGAUUAUCAUGCAAUAAUCGCUCCAUUAUUGAUUAUUUCAAAAUGGCCGAUUAAUUGGCUCAUCUCUAUUAGUAUGUCAAUUAAAUAACAAAACUCACAAUAAGUACAUGUUUAUAUGAAUGCAGACUGCAUUUCAAAAUUUGAUUCUUAUAUUAUUGAAUUUUCGACACGUUACUCAAUUGACAAUUAAUUAACAUAUGUUUAGUGUAUAAUUUAUAAAAUAAAUAAAAAAUGC
Messenger RNA from Paramuricea clavata, 2452 nucleotides. NCBI's taxonomy places the organism in Eukaryota, Metazoa, Cnidaria, Anthozoa, Malacalcyonacea, Plexauridae. The record is from the annotation of a GenBank genome assembly.